CCUUUUAUGUGACCCCAUACGUGGCAGCCAUUUGGGGGGAUUGAUUUUUUGGGAUGUACUUUUAAAAAAAAAAAAAAGGAAUAACUGAAUAUCGUUAUAGCAUGAAAGUAGAUAUUUUUGAUAGUAGUCUAGCUUGUGGACAUCAGUCAUGAUGAGUGGGGAACCAUGUGGGAUAAUCAGGAUGCACAGUGUAAGUCCAUUGCUGCCUCAACGCCAAGAGAGCAUGGAGGAUCCAUCUCCUAACCUGAGGCCGAGGCACGAAGAGCUGAUACCCACACCAUGUGGACCAAUGAAGCAGUUGUCAGAGCUCCAGUGCCUCGUGAAGGUCUACUUCUGCUUCACACUCAUCUCCAUGCUAGUGCUCUUUAUCCUCACUAUAAUCAACAUUGUAAUUGAAAGAUGGAAAGAGGGUGAAGAUGAUGAUCUCAGUGUCUCUCUCAUCCAGCUUGUGGGCAUCGUGUUCUGCGUGUACUACAUCUCACGAGGCGUGCUGCAGGAAAACAGGCAGGAGCUGAUUAUCUUUGGGGUUUGUGUGCUCGUGGUCAUGGUGCGCUCUAUCGUCAACUUCAGUGUCAGCAAAGAGAAAGAAGUGCUGCUAAUGGUGCGGUUUGUGUGCAUCAUGUGCCUGGGUAUGGUACACCUGAUCUGUACCUUGCUGCUCAUCCUAAGGCCCAACAUGAUGGCCUUCAGGGUAGGCGGAGCUUUGGAAAGCCUGCAGGAGCAAUACUUCUUGCUUAAUCUCUGCUUCUCAAUGGUGACCUUUGAUCUUCAGGCACAGCUGUGUUUGUGCAUCCUGAUCCUGACGUCGGGCCCCUCUGUGUCCAACGUUCACGCCGCCAUUCUUGGAGUCGGAGUCGUUUGGGCAAUCAUUACUGCUGUGACUGGAGCCAUUUCUGUCUUAAAAGAAGUGAAGCCACUGGUCUGGAUUUUUGUCCUCCAGAACUUACCUCAGCUUGCUUAUUUUAUUUACCUGCUAUAUACGAUCAUUUCUGAGUGGGGACAGAGUCCAACGUUCAUACUGGAGGCUGCCUCUAUAACGGGCUGCCUUAUCUCGGUGACCAUCAAAUGUGUGCUUUUCUGGGGUUUGUUCCGCCUGUACCGCAGCUUCGGCCAGGGUCUACGUGAGAGAAUGUUUGCUGCAGAUAAGCAGUAAGGAUCAUUAUGAAGAGGACCAGCAAGAAAAAGCCCAGCAAGGAGUCCACCGUUAAAUCACGUGCCUAGAGCAGAGCUUCUUCAACUGGAAGACGUCUGUAAAUCAAUUUCAGUCGUAAAAACUUCAGAGACAACACUGCCACUUAGCUUACUACAGCGAUAUUACAUAAAAAAAAAAAAAAAAAGACUUCAGAAAUCCAGCUCUAAAAUCCUUAAGAGAGAAUAAAUUAUUUAGGGAGUUCAUGCUCAUGAUUAUAUCUAAAAGAUAAGACUGAUUUUUAUUCCACAAGGAAAUGCCAAGGUCAUCAUGUAAUGUUUGAACAUUACUUCCAUAUUUAGCUGUUAUCUGUUUUUUAUGCUUUAAAUGUUGGCUUCGUGAAUAUUUUAACUCCAUUUUAACUGCAAUCUUUUAUUUUCAGUAUUUAUAUGUUAUCUUAAGCCUGGAUACAUAUCAGCAAAGUGUCCAAUAUGUACCAAACUGCACUGUUUAUGUGUCACAUUUCAUGUAAAACGCACUUCAGACACAUUUUAAAUCGUUACAUAAUCUAAGCGUAUUAUAGUGGUUCUAAUGAUAUAACAACAAUACAUAAAACAUAAAACCGUCAACAAAUGAUGAAUUGCAUGCAGAAAAAAAUCACACUGGAUUCAUUUCACUUGGAUAUACAGCAGGGUCCAAAAGUUUAAAACCACACUGAAAAUCUGGGAUUUUUAUUUAUUUAAAAAUUCCCUGUAAAUUCUAGAAAAAAAAGGAAAAUAUCCAACAUAUUGCUUAAUCAUUAUUCAAAAUGUUUUUAGGUCACUGUUUGAAUACAAGCAAAUUCAUGAUGCAAAUUCAUGAUGUGUUAAUGUUUUGGUACAAAAGGUUGGAUUUUCUGGUUCUCUCGUCCAGUCUGUUAAAACCUAAUCAGUGUGAUGAAUCACUCUGAUGGAUUUGAUCUAAUGUGGAUCAUCAGGCUUUACACAAACUCGGAAGCCAUGCCGGUUCAAGUGCACACAAAAAAAAUGGGGACAAACACAAAUACUAAGAAACGUGUGAAUAUUUUUAAGAUUCUAAUUUUCAUUUAUCACUUUAUCAGAAAUCGUAUCAAAUUGAAAAUGCCAAGCAAAGGUAUUUUUGGAAGAAGGUUUCACUUCCAUUGGUCUCGGACGUUUAUGACAACCCUGUGUGUGAAGCACAUUUUCCUGUGAACGUUACAUUUAUGUUUUUAUACACUAAUCUCAGGCGUCAGCAUUUCAACGCAAAGAGCUCAGUGUUAAGGAAGUGUUAUUAAGGGGAACAAAAUUUGUUUUUACUGAUUCCUACGUAGGGAAAACUCAUAAAUAUAAUCUCCUUUUUUGUUUUUUUUUUAUCAGGUAACUGAUGCUUUUUUUUGUAUUUUCCACUACUGUUUCUACUUCACACACUGUAAUCACCAGAGUACUUGUGAAAGAGUUUUACAGAACCAAGAGGUUUAACUGUUAUGUAUAUUUUAUGUUCAGUGUUAUGAUAGUAUGGAUUUAUUACUAUCAGAAACAUGUAUUUGUAAUACAAAAUUUAAUAAAUAUAUUUUAAACAA
Tachysurus vachellii is the source of this 2708-nucleotide messenger RNA. RefSeq lists its product as uncharacterized. The record is from RefSeq and is a predicted model, not a curated record. The transcript is spliced from 9 exons. NCBI's taxonomy places the organism in Eukaryota, Metazoa, Chordata, Actinopteri, Siluriformes, Bagridae. The coding region runs from base 149 to 1153 and encodes 334 amino acids.